Polyodon spathula (Mississippi paddlefish) is the source of this 3682-nucleotide messenger RNA. RefSeq names its product speckle-type POZ protein-like B. Gene Ontology annotation, molecular function: ubiquitin protein ligase binding. The record is from RefSeq and is a predicted model, not a curated record. The transcript is spliced from 11 exons. The coding region runs from base 472 to 1650 and encodes 392 amino acids. Gene Ontology annotation, cellular component: nucleus; cytoplasm. Gene Ontology annotation, biological process: regulation of proteolysis; proteasome-mediated ubiquitin-dependent protein catabolic process. NCBI's taxonomy places the organism in Eukaryota, Metazoa, Chordata, Actinopteri, Acipenseriformes, Polyodontidae.
AAAUGAGGCAAUUUCAAGACAAAUGGAGUAAGUCAUUAAUUUCACAGUUAAAGAAAGAGCUGUUUGUCCAGUAUGCCAAGAAGUCAUUGCUGUAAUGAAGGAGUACAUGGUGAGACAAGAUUAUGAAACAAAACAUGCAUCGUCAUACUCCAAAUCGCACAAAACAGAGAAAGUCAGCAAACUAAACAAGAAGUUAUGUGCCCAACAAGCUUACAAGAGGUCCUUGCAGGAAAAUGUCAUCCGUGUGAGUUACAGCAUUGCAGAGUUAAUUUGCAAGAGCGGUAAACCGUUCGCCACUGGUGAAUUUGCUGAAAAUUUAUGCCCAGCAAGAAAGAUCUGUUUUCUAACAUCAGCCUUUCAAGAAACACAAUAACUUGUCGCAUUGAAGACAGGUCCUGGGACAUUUCUCAACAGGUCAACUUCUGAAAUUUAAAGGGCAUCACCCCAGCGUGUCAGGUGGACAAGCUGGCGAUGUCAAGGGUGCCGACCCCUCCCCCACCUGGAGAGAUGUCCAGUGGGCCUGUGGCUGAAAGCUGGUGUUACACACAGGUGAAAGUAGUCAAAUUUUCUUAUAUGUGGACUAUAAACAACUUCAGCUUUUGUCGGGAGGAGAUGGGGGAGGUUCUAAAGAGUUCAACAUUUUCUUCUGGGCCUAAUGAUAAAAUGAAAUGGUGCCUGAGAGUAAACCCAAAGGGAUUGGAUGAUGAGAGCAAAGACUAUUUAUCAUUAUAUUUAUUGCUAGUUAGUUGUCCAAAAAGUGAAGUAAGAGCAAAGUUUAAGUUCUCUUUGCUGAAUGCCAAGAGAGAAGAAACAAAAGCUAUGGAAAGCCAAAGAGCAUAUCGAUUUGUGCAGGGCAAAGACUGGGGGUUCAAAAAAUUUAUUAGAAGAGAUUUUCUGCUUGAUGAAACAAAUGGCCUUUUACCAGAUGACAAGCUUACGUUGUUUUGUGAGGUAAGCGUAGUCCAAGACUCUGUUAAUAUUUCUGGCCAGUCAAAUAUGAACAUGUUAAAGGUUCCAGAGUGUCGGUUAUCAGAUGAUUUAGGGAAUCUUUGGGAAGGUUCACGAUUUACAGACUGCAGCCUUUAUGUAGGAGGACAGGAGUUCAAAGCACACAAAUCCAUUUUAGCAGCUCGAUCUCCUGUUUUUAAUGCAAUGUUUGAACACGAAAUGGAAGAAAGUAAAAAGAACCGUGUAGACAUAAAUGACAUUGACCCUGAUGUGUUUAAGGAGAUGAUGAGAUUCAUUUACACAGGGAUGGCACCAAAUCUUGAGAAAAUGGCUCACAACUUGUUGGCUGCUGCAGAUAAAUAUGCAUUGGAACGUCUGAAGGUUAUGUGUGAAGAAGCUUUGUGUAGCAACCUCUCAGUUGAAAAUGUUGCAGAUGUCCUCAUACUAGCCGAUCUACAUAGUGCAGAACAGCUCAAAGCACAAGCAAUAGACUUCAUCAAUAGGUGUAGUGUCCUUAGACAGCUUGGCUGCAAAGAUGGAAAAAACUGGAAUAGCAACCAUGCAACAGACAUAAUGGAAACUGCAGGCUGGAAAUCGAUGAUCCACUCCCAUCCUCAUUUAGUAGCAGAAGCCUUUCGAGCACUAGCAUCUGCACAGUGUCCACCUUUUGGCAUUCCACGCAAGCGGCUAAAACCAUCCUAACUGCUAAAAACAGCAUUAGAGACUAUUAAAUAUUUGACUUUGAAAGGUCUAAGGUAUGUUUCUGGCCUCAUGAACUGCCUGGAAAAGAUGAGCAUUUUCUGGUCAGUUGCAGUAAUCUUUGUACUUGGAACACGGGUUCGACUUCACUUCAACCGAUGGAUCAGUUCAGUUUUGGUCUUCAGCUUUAAAUUAGUUUACAUACAAUGUUUGCCAUCAUUUUAUAUGGCCUUAAGCAAUCUGCUAUUGCUCCAAGAGGUUCUAUUGUUUAUAUCUAACUGUGUGUGCCUGCCGCCUUUUCACUGAGACAAGGCUUUGCCAGAUUGCUCUAGCUGUCAUAAUGCAGUACAUUUAUAAAGUUGUACUUUAAAAAAGCUUUUUUUUUUCUUUUUUGUUUUUUGUCUGUUUUUUCCUCUUACCUUACAUGUUUUUCUACAGCUAUUAUUCAUACAGGCGUGAAAGGGGCUUUUAUUAGUUUAUUUUUACAGUGGCUUAUCAGAUUGAUGUGGCAUAUAUAAUAUUGAAUUAUCAUCAAAAGAUCAGCAUAGGUCCUCUUUCUUCAACAUGUCAUUUGCUCAGUUGGAAUUCAGUUGAAAUAAAGGUACCUGUUAUUUCUCUUUAAAAGGUAUGGAGUGGUGUUGGAACAUUGUUGCCAAUGUGAAUCAUUGUGUUGUCUUCAUGCAGUCCUUCGGGAUUGUAUAUACAUCUGCCAGACCAAGAUUGAGGCACAUUAAUCUGGUCCCUGUAUAAUGAAAUGGGGCUGGUGUGUAAAAUAGCACAGACUUCAGUUUGUCUGACAGGCCAGAUCUGAGACUAUUCUAUGAACCUGUGAAUGUAUCUUGCUGUGUCUGGCAAACGAUUUAAUACAAGACCAGAAAGACCAUGUAGAACUGGAAAUGUAUGGACUGCUGUAAUAACCUGGUAGUGGUAUACAGUUGUUUUUUUUUUUUUGUUUGUUUUGUUUUGUUUUUUGUUUUUUAAUUCAUCCUCUGUCUUGUGUCCAUUUGUAAGAUAACAACUUUUGUUUAAUGGAAGUUAGCCAAAUCGGUGACUGUGUUUGAACAGUUUGCUUUCAGAUGUGUUUUUAGUUUAUUAAGACACUGAAAAUAUAAAAAAAUAACUUGCAUUAUGGGAAUUAUCUUAAUUCUGGUUAGUACGUCCCAGGUAAGCCAGUGGUUUAAAAUGUAGGUUUGUUUACCUUAUGUACGUUAAGUUUGUUUAAUACUCAGUCAUGCUUUUUACAUAUUUUUGUUGCUUUCUUAUCAAGAUAAAAUGCAGGCCCAGUUAUUACUAGUGAACUUAUUUAACCUUGACCAAUAUACUAUGUGGCCGGAUUCAAUAUGGUCUAGAAGCUACACAUUUAUCAAUGACAAAACUGAUAUAAAGUUAUGUAGUAAAAGGCAUGUAACAUCUCAAUCUAUGGAUUUUUAUUUUCUUCCAGGACUAGGAACAGUGUUUUUUUUUGUUUGUCACACAUUGUAUAUUAUGUUAUUCAUUUAAGUGACUGGCUCCGAGUGUGACAUUCUGUAUGCCCUUUACCCCAGUAAAGAAUAAAAAGCUGUAGCCCAAUUACCUGGAUUUGUAUGGGCGCAAGAGCUUAUUUAUUUAUUUUUUUGUUUUGUUUAGCCAUAGUGCCAGAAUUGCUACAAAUCUUUAGGAUGCUGAGCAUCUGUUUCCUGGUGGUAGUAAAAAAUACAGCUGUGGGUUUACUUUAUAUUAAGCAAUUUUUCUUGGGUAACACAGAAUGGAGUUUAACCCCAGUAUAAGUUAUAGUUUAUUAAAGGUAAAUUUUAAAAUACUACUGUUUCAUAAAAGGCUUAAUUACACACAUACUGGUAUAAAAAAGUAUUCAAAUUAAACAUGUACACAUAAUUUAACUGAAACCCAACUGGUAAAGACACAUUUUAGAAAGUCUUAUUGAUGUGAAAACUGAUUUUAUUGAAUAUUGGAGCUAUAUGAAUGUAAUCUUAAAGGGUACAUAAGGACCUUUUUAUUUUAUUGUGUUACAUGUUCCCAUGUGUUGCUACAAACUGUU